Molecule: messenger RNA, 330 nt
Organism: Psylliodes chrysocephalus
Lineage: Eukaryota; Metazoa; Arthropoda; Insecta; Coleoptera; Chrysomelidae
Source: the annotation of a GenBank genome assembly
AUGUCUAUUACAAGAGGCAAUUUUCUAUUUAUUGGUUCAAUGUUCAUGUCCUAUGCAGCUCGCGAAGUGUAUUCUACGUAUACGACGAAACUGAAGAAAAAAUGGAAAUCAAUAAUGUUUGCUCUAUGCUCCAUCAUUUUAUCUUACAACUUUUUGGACCCCUUAGUGACAGAGCUUCAGAUAUUUUGUGACUCCUGCAGUGGUCAAAAUAAGAAUUUUACGAUGUUCCGAUUUUUACAUCAUUUGGUAAAUAUCGAAAGAAGAUUACAGAAAAUAAAAGUCACUUUCCCAAUAAGAGGACAUUCAUACCUCGAAUGUGACAAAAAAUAG